This is a messenger RNA of Echinops telfairi (small Madagascar hedgehog), 4401 nucleotides long. It is a transcript of the gene LRCH1, whose product is annotated as leucine rich repeats and calponin homology domain containing 1. Lineage: Eukaryota; Metazoa; Chordata; Mammalia; Afrosoricida; Tenrecidae. Bases 1 to 2046 code for a protein of 681 amino acids. The record is from RefSeq and is a predicted model, not a curated record. The transcript is spliced from 19 exons. Gene Ontology annotation, molecular function: protein binding.
AUGUUGUCCGUCCACCGCCCCCGUCUGUCCCCAGGGUCCCCGUCACCAAAUGCUCCUCGCCCCUUUAGCCGUGCAUCGCCCUUCUGCCUGCGCACCCCUUAUAGCGACGAGUAUACUGUGGUCUCUGUGCACCUGCUUGUACUAGGUGUGGGGUGCUACACAGCAAGCCUGCAAGAGCUGGAACCUGUGGAAGUCAGAAACCCUUCCUUCGAGAAAAAGAGCAGCAUUUUCCACCGAAAUUUAUCUAAAAACAGGCUGGUUGAAGUUCCAAUGGAAUUGUGCCAGUUUGUAUCACUGGAAGUGCUUAACCUGUACCACAACUGUAUCAGAGUCAUUCCCGAGGCCAUCGUGAACUUGCAAAUGCUGACCUACUUAAAUUUAAGUCGAAAUCAACUGUCCACGCUGCCAGCCUGCCUAUGUGGUCUGCCUCUCAAAGUCUUAAUCGCAAGUAACAACAAACUUGUGUCUCUACCCGAAGAGAUAGGCCAGCUCAAACAGUUAAUGGAAUUGGAUGUCAGCUGCAAUGAGCUCCCGGCUCUGCCCCAUCAAAUAGGCCAACUGAAGUCACUGCGGGAGCUGAAUGUCAGGAGGAAUCACCUGAACGUGUUACCCCAAGAACUAGUAGAUCUUCCCUUGGUAAAGUUUGACUUUUCCUGCAAUAAAGUGCUGGCGAUUCCCAUUUGCUUCCGGGAGAUGAAGCAGCUGCAAGUGUUACUGCUGGAGAAUAACCCUUUGCAGUCGCCUCCUGCACAGAUUUGCAUCAAAGGCAAAGUGCAUAUAUUCAAGUAUCUGAGCAUACAAGCUUGCCAGAUGAAGACCGCCGACUCCUUCUAUCUUCACGCCAUGGACCGGCCACCUUCACACCAGCACGUGGAGGACAGUACCGAUGACGUCCACUCCAGCAAGAAGGAUUCCGACUCGGGCGUUGGGAGUGAGAAUGGAGACAAGCGGUUGUCGGCCACAGAGCCUUCUGACGAAGAUACUGUGAGCCUGAAUGUACCAAUGUCGGACAUCAUGGAAGAAGACCAGGUCAUCAACGAGGACGCCUGCCAGCACCGGAGCCCAGCGCAAGGAGAAUUUCCUCAGGAAUUUCCACUGGAGCCUUCCCUGUUGGGCGACGGCGACAACGUAGGAGAAGAGAGUGACCAGUUUAUUGAAGGAGCAGAUGUCCUCAGUUCUGAAUUCAUGAACUACAUUAAGGGCCGGGCAGAAGACUGCGAGGAACUACUGAGGAUAGAAGAGGACAGCCCCUGGCCGCCAGAAGGACUAGUAAAUUCAUCCAAAGCCCAGGGCAUGGACAUAGCAAUGAUCGAGCAGCUGAGAGAAGCCGUGGAUCUGCUGCAGGAUCCCGACAGGUUAAGCCCAGAUAUUGCAGACAGAAGCGUUGUCAACCUUUAUCCCGUGGAAUCAGCGGACGCUUUAGAAUUGCGCGAUGCUGCACUGAAUGGUCAGAUACAGCUGGAGGUGUCUCCGGGAUGCGAGGGACAGAAUGAUUUAACAUCGCAGAGUAAUGGAAGCCAGUGUUCUCUGAAUGAGAUGAGGGAGAAUCCCCCUGCCGUCUCUCCUACCACAAAUAGCGCAGCUCCGUUCGGCCUGAAGCCCCGAUCAGUAUUUGGAAGACCUCAGAGAAAUUUGGAAUCUGUAGACCCACAGUUUACAAUUCGGAGGAAAAUGGAACAGAUGAGAGAAGAAAAAGAACUGGUGGACCAACUCCGCGAGAGCAUCGAGAUGAGACUCAAGGUCAGCCUGCACGAAGACCUGGGGGCAGCACUCAUGGACGGGGUUGUCCUCUGCCAUCUGGCAAACCACCUGCGCCCACGGUCCGUGGCAAGCAUCCACGUGCCCUCCCCAGCAGUUCCCAGACUUAGCAUGGCCAAAUGCAGAAGAAAUGUGGAAAACUUUUUGGAAGCAUGCCGGAAACUGGGAGUCCCAGAGGAGAAACUCUGCCUGCCCCAUCACAUCCUUGAAGAGAAAGGCCUGGUCAAAGUUGGUAUUACGGUGCAAGCAUUGCUCGACGUCACCCUGCCGAAGGCUCUCUUCCCAUGAGGCCCCGCGCCUCUUGCAUCAGAGAUCCCAGAGUCUGCCCUCAGAGCCCAUACCCCUCCCCCCGCCCCCCCUCACUGCCUGUUGGUUCCCCCACUCUGGUUGUAAGGCCAAGGCUUUCAGUCUGUGGGAGGACUUCUGGGAGAGCUUUGACCCCUUCAGAACUGACCUCCGUGAUGUUCAGAGUGGAAGGGAUGUCUCUUGAAACCAGUGAGGUGGCUGGUUCACAAGGACUAACCACAUCAAUGCCUUUCACAAUUGUCUUCGUCCCUUCCGCAUUCUCCGGCCGCCAUUACCAAAGCACCAAGCACAACUGUUUUCACCAAAACCAAACCGGCUCUCUAUUUAGUGGGGGAGGGGACACCAUCAAAUUUUUCAGGACGUUUCUUGAGACCAUUGCCUUUAAAAAAAAACAAACUAUUUUUGACAUGCAGAAUAUUUAUAUGAAUAUUAUUUAUUAGUAAGUUGUUAUUCAUCCUUUGGAUGCAAAUUGUAAAUUAGGAGACUAUUUUAUUACUGCUUUUUUUGUGGUUAAACACUUUAUUUUACUAUUAUAAAUAUUGAGUUCUUUUCUAUUCCUCUUAGGUCUCAGUAAUCAUGUUUUCGGGUAUAAUGACUCAGAAAAAAAUUUUUUUAAGCAAAAGCAAAACGCGGUGCUUCUGUGACAAGAACUGUUUUCUGGGGAGACAUGAUUUACACUGUGGCUUGAGGAACAUGGGUCUUAUUUAUAGUUCUGCAUUCCAUCCAGUUUCCUACAUCCCAGCAGCUCAUCCCAGGGCAACGACCCGACUGAAAUCUAGAGAGCCCCCCAGAGUUGUUUGUAAAUAGCUGUGAUUUAAAAAAAAAAGAAAGACAUAUUAAACUUGAAGAUAAAAUGUGAACAGUUAUUUUUUGGAAUUCAUACUUUUUCUGCUAUGCACAAAUCCUUCCCAUUUUCACCACGCAAGACUUAAGAAGCGUUAGUAUCACAUGUCUUGAAGUGUAAGUUUGCACUAUAAUUUGGGUUAAGGCAGAUUGGGAGGAAAUGGGGAGGAAAGGAGAGAUGAGAAAAUGUCGAUGGCUUAACCAGGAAGUCUUAAGGGAAACUGACAGAGGACAAACCAGCUCUUUGUACAAAGGCCAGUUUCCGAAGGGAAACGGGUUCUGAGUAGAAGCACCCCUCUUAGGGUCAUUGCGAGUUGCCUUCCAGAGGAGGCUUGGUCUCAGCUGUGAGGCAGCAGUGAGCUGGAGGCGGGGAGCAGCGGGGAAGGAGAAGGUGAGGUAAGUGGCAUUCGCGAGGUGGAGUGGCCAAGAGGGGAAUGAGCUAAAGCUCUCGGAGAAGGACCAGCCACGGAAACUGGGUCUGAGCGAUGUGCCCGGGCUUCAUGGAACACACACUUGUCUAUUUUGGGCAGUUGGAUGCACGUACCCUCAAGCUGCUUAGAUGCACCCGACACGCGUCUCUGAGCGUCUUGUACAUGCCGGCUGCAUCCUCUUCUCUCCCACGCCACUGCGCAUUUUUCAGCAGGAACCGCAGCUUCAGCAUCUGAGACAAAUGUAAAGGGGACCGACCGCAAAGGACACGCGGAAGAAGGGACCGGCUGCAAGGAAUGCAGCACCGAGAUGGUUUAGGGGAACGGAACAAAACAGCCAUCGGGAUUGGCAGCUAGCAGUGGUGUUCUCUGCCAUGUGCACUUUAACAAAGUAUAUUUUACUACUUCCCUGUACUGCACAAAUGCUUGUGUGUCAAGUAGCGUACUGAUGUAAAGAAAGAAGAGUUAUUGAACAAAGCAGAUACGAGGUAAGCGACAUCCAAAGGUUGGUUCUAUAAAGAAGACUUUAGAUGGCUGCACCUUCGUGGGCAUUCAAAAUGCAGGGUCUGAAAAUAUUUUUUAUAUUGUCUAUAUGGCGACACGAAGCUCCAUUGUUUAGAGAAGUUUUGUGUUUUUCUUUGCAAGAUUAAUUUUCUUGAAGUGGACUGAAUAAUAGCAAUGGCUUCAGUAUUUUGUCGCACAGCAUUUUUAAUGGAGCCCUUUUCUGGUGAACAUGUUUCUCUCCUUGUAUACUGCUUAUAUGUGCAAUAAAUGUGCAUGGCCAGCUGACAGUGUCGUAUGCGAAUAGAAUGUUCCUAGUGCAAAUAUCCUUCCUUUUAUUAUUUAACGGUCAUUAAAACUUUGACUUUGUAUGAACUAUCUUCAGAUUGAUGCGUCCAUCUGAUACAGUGGUUAAUGCUUGUGGUUUAAAAAAAUAUAUAUGGAAACGUCAUAAUGAACACCUAAUGUGAUUUUAUAUCUGUAAACAAACACAUGUAUGUGUGGGUAAGUAAAAAGCAUUAAAAAUCAUAGAACCCCUUAUUAAACAAAAGUAUCCAAAUUUGAA